UUGUGACCCUUGGACGCGUAAUGGGUGGCUUCCGUGCUUACGCCAAUGAGUGAAGUGUAGCUUUAGGCGAUUUGUCGCUUUGCGUGGAACGAAUAAAUAGCUCAUGUUACAACUCGGGGGAGAGGUUCUGCUUUCGCGUGAAGCUCGCUGGCCAGUUGGUGUGGAUUUGAUCCGGCUGACGGCUCCUGCUAGCCUGUUAGCAGCUACACACAGCUAGCAAAGCACGUCAGGAAAGCCAAAGACAGGUGACGACAAAUCCCGUCAGCCAUGGCGGGCGGAAUCACAGACACGGGGGAGCCCUACUCUGCCUUUGUGGGUCUGGUGUACAUGUUCAACCUGAUUGUGGGAACAGGAGCGCUCACCAUGCCCAAAGCCUUCGCCACGGCGGGCUGGGUGGUCAGCUUGAUACUCGUCUCCUUCCUGGCGUUCAUGAGUUACAUGACCACGACCUUCAUGAUCGAGGCGAUGGCGGCGGCCAACGCUCAGCUGAGAUGGAAGAGGAGGGAGCAGGAUGAGAUCAACGACAACGACUCCACCUCAGAGUACUCGGAUGAUGACGGCAUAGUAAGGGGCCAGGCCGAACCGGAGACCAAGCCCAUCUUGUCAGUCCAACGUUCCGGCGGUCCCGUGGACCACUUUGACAUCGCCGAGCGCGUGGAGAUGGGUCAGAUGGCGUCCAUGUUCUUCAACAAAGUGGGCGUCAACAUGUUCUACAUCUGCAUCAUUGUGUACUUGUACGGAGACCUAGCCAUCUACGCCGCAGCUGUGCCCAUAUCCCUCAUGGAGGUGGCCUGUGGAAACCAUUCAUGCAGCGCAGGAGCUGUGAAGUACAAUGACACGGAUGCAUGCUGGGGCUCAGUGACCAGGAAAGAUGCCUACAGAGUCUUUCUGAGUGUCUUUACUGUUCUGUUGGGACCGUUUACCUUCUUUAACGCCCAGAAGACCAAAUACCUUCAGAUCCUCACUUCACUUAUGCGCUGGAUUGCGUUCACCAUGAUGAUCAUCCUGGCGCUCCUCCGCAUUGGCGCGGGCGCAGGCGAGGGCCGCCCUUCCGUCGCCUCCCUGGCCGGUGUGCCCAACCUCUUUGGCGUGUGCGUUUACUCGUUCAUGUGCCAGCACUCGCUGCCCUCGCUAGUGACGCCCAUCUCGGACAAAAAGCGUGUGGGCGUGCUGGUUCUGGCCGACUACGUGCUCAUCCUUGGCUUCUACGCGCUCCUGUCCUUCACCGCAAUCUUCUGCUUUGACAGCGCGCUCAUCCACGAUAUGUACACACUCAACUUUACCGACAAUUGCCAUGUUCUGGACGUGCCCGUCCUGCGCUACUUCCUGGGCCUCUUCCCCGUCUUCACUAUCAGCACCAACUUCCCCAUCAUUGCGGUCACUUUGCGCAAUAACUGGAAGACGCUAUUCCACCGGGAUGGCGGUACCUACCCAUGGGUGGUGGACCGGGUGGUCUUUCCGCUUAUUACACUGGUGCCGCCCAUCGUGGUGGCCUUCUGCACGCACAAUCUGGAGUCUCUGGUGAGCAUCACGGGCGCUUACGCCGGCACUGGCAUCCAGUACGUGGUUCCCGCCCUGCUAGUCUACCAUGCCCGGCGCCACGUGGCACCGGUGACGGGUCGCCACGCUGUCAACCCGCACCGUUCGCCCUUCUGCCAUACGGCCUGGGUGUGGUUCGUGGUACUGUGGGCCACCUUCUGCCUCAUGUUCGUCACCGCCAACAUCAUCCUGACCGACGUCAGGAAAUGAAACAUCCACCUUGUGCCUUUUUUUUUUUAUUUUAUUUUUUUAUACAGAAUGCUAGCUAAUUUAUCAAGAAAGGACCAAACAUUUAACGUCCAUUUUCUAUACCACUUCAUGAGGGUCGAGGGUGAACCGAAGUCUAUCCCAGGUGACUUUGGGGGAGAGGAGGUACACCCUGGAUUGGUUGUACCAAUAAACAAGCAUACAAAGAACAUUAAAAUGUGGAUAUAAUAAAGAUAUAAUUUAUGCACAAAAAGUUAAUUUGUGGCCAUUUAUGGAAAAACAUACAGAGCCCCAAACAUCUCAAACACCCAUAUUGACAGAAAAAAAACGGAAUUGUUGAAAUUUAUGGACAUGAAAUACAAAUUUGUGACCCCCAAAAUAGGUAUAACAUGCACACAAGUGACUCAUUUGUGGCCACAAAUUACUAUUCAGGUGUAAGGUGUGCACUUAAUACUAAUUUGUGGCCAUGAAAUAGGUGUAAUGUCUCCACAAAAUGCUAGUUUGUGGCCACAAUUGACCAAUUUAUGGACAAUAUAUGUCGGUGCAAUAUUCAUUUUUGGCCAUUAGGUAAGUAUAAUGUGUGCAUGAAUUACUCAUUUGUGACUAUAAAAUGGGUAUAAUGUUAAAAAAACAAAAAAUAGGUAUAAAUUGAGCACUAAAUUAAAAGGAAUUGGCCGUUAGGUAUAAAGAGAGCACAAAUUACUAAAUUGUGGCCAUGAAAUAGGUAUAACGUGCGUACGAAAUACCAAUUUGUGGGUUUAAUAUCAUUCAUAUGAACAACUUGGACUUCUGGGUAAGCAAUUGGAUCGCACCUUGGCUCGAAAAUGCAUUACGCCAUGUCCGCUACCUUACUGGUUAGAGUAAGGGUGUGCUCCAUUUUCUACCCAACAGUCUAGGAAUUAUACUAAUAUUCAUUUGAAUUUCGUCCGCACGUUAUGUCCACUUCUGGGCCACGAAUUAGCCUUUUUGCGCUCAUGUUGCAUCGAUAUUGGAGCCACCUUUUGUUUUGAAUCCGUAAUAUCAUGUCUGGGUCGAAGGACAAUUCUUUAGUUAACCUAAGAAAUAUCUUUUUGGAUUUGUUGGAGGAGCCCAGAGUACCAGGAGAAAACCCACACAAGCAACGAGAGAAGAUGCAAAGAGGCAGCUGUGCGAAGCAUUCGCGCGCCGUGUUGCCAAAAGGACCAAAUAUGAACAACUCAAUUUUAAAAGUAAAAAAAAUAAAAAAAAAAAAAAUCUAAAAUGUCCUCCGUGUUUUUCUUAGAAGUUUGUCAAAGGAGUCGAGACAAAAACAAAGAAACGCCAUCACCACAGUUGAUGCUGCUGUUGUUUUUUUACUGAUGUGUGAUUGGCCAGAUAUGUUUAAAUGUGUGUGCGGGUCGGUGGGAGGGGUGGGGGGUAAAGAACAACACCAGAGUGUAAAUUUUUUUCACGGUUAUAACACUUAUUCAAAUGUUUACUGUUAUAACAGUUAUUAAACCAUUUCAAACGGUUAUUUCACUAUUGUAAGUUAUUCCACGGUUAUAAAAUGAUUACACUCUGGUGUUGGUUUGACUGACCGAGCACCCCGUUGAUAUCAGGGAAAACUCCCGCAUUGGGCCAAAAAAUCUUUUGAGUUGUUUAACGGAAUUAAAUAUGUCUACCAAACGUUAAGAAGGAUUUCCACAUUCGCCACAGAUGAUGUCGUCGCCGUUAUUGCUAACACUUGAGUGGCUAAGGAACUGACAUUUAAACUUGUCACCCUAACGACAGCGGGAAACGGUCCAAAAAUUGCACAAUUCAGAGUGAAUUUUUUAAAUGUAUUAAUUUUUUUUUUUUUACCCAGUCCUGUAGCUACAUAACCCCCUAAUAUUAGGAAUGCCAUCUCAUUACAAUGUGGAAAUGUAUGCUUCCUGGAUGAAUGCGUUAUACACAUGAAUGUGUUGUACACACAGUUAUUGCGCUGUUUUGAACUGCUAUUACAGUUGUAAAAGUGUUUUAACAGUUGUUACACUGUUAUAACACUCUUCUAACACCCCAGUGGCAUUCCUCCCGCCAUGAUUUUUGUGUCUUGCAACGAGAUAUGCUGAAGUACACGAUAGCGCAGCGUAUAAAGCCAGGCAGGAGAUGAUGUGGGAUGUGGCCACCCAGCGCCUGGGAAAUAGUUGCCAUGGCAACAGAGGUGCCUUUUGAUUGGAUCCUUGUGCUCAUUAUGUUUUCAUUGACCUGACAAUCACCCCCCACCGAGCAAACACGUUUCUGCCAAGUGAUGUGUAGCAUUGUGUUGGCUUUUUGAAAGUUUUUGUUUUCAUCAUAAUUUGAAGUAUUCACAAAGAAAUUAAAAGGAAUAUGUCUUCAUUCA
Phyllopteryx taeniolatus (common seadragon) is the source of this 4084-nucleotide messenger RNA. It is a transcript of the gene slc38a12, whose product is annotated as transmembrane protein 104. Lineage: Eukaryota; Metazoa; Chordata; Actinopteri; Syngnathiformes; Syngnathidae. The transcript has 10 exons. The record is from RefSeq and is a predicted model, not a curated record. The coding region runs from base 268 to 1749 and encodes 493 amino acids.